Molecule: messenger RNA, 4216 nt
Organism: Amphiprion ocellaris (clown anemonefish)
Lineage: Eukaryota; Metazoa; Chordata; Actinopteri; Pomacentridae
Gene: pdzrn3b
Product: PDZ domain containing RING finger 3b
Exons: 11
Coding region: 152-3379 (1075 amino acids)
Biological process (GO): protein ubiquitination; neuromuscular junction development
Molecular function (GO): protein binding; ubiquitin protein ligase activity
Source: RefSeq, a predicted model, not a curated record
GAGUUUAGACAGUGCGGAGAGCCUGUAGUCGGUCUCUGCGAGCGCACCACCAAUGACCAGCUAAAAAACGCCCCACUGCUCCGACUCAGAUCCGCGGGGGUGGGGAGUCCUCAAGUUUGAGUUCGGAUUUUUUUUUUUCCCCCGGAAAACCAUGGGAUUCGAGCUGGACCGCUUCAAGGGGACCGUGGACCCGGAUUUCAAGUGCAACUUGUGCAAUAAAGUCCUGGAGGACCCGCUGACGACUCCGUGCGGUCACGUCUUCUGCUCGGGCUGCGUGCUGCCCUGGGUCGUCCAGCAGAGCAGCUGCCCCGUCAAAUGCCAGCGGAUCUCCACCAAGGAGCUGAACCACGUCCUGCCUCUGAAAAACCUCAUCCUGAAGCUGGAGAUCAAAUGUGACAACCACGCGAGGGGCUGCGAUGCGGUGGUGAAGCUGCAGCAUCUGGCCGAGCACGCCGAGAUGUGCGACUACUCCCCGGCCAAGUGCAGGAAUAAAGGAUGCAGCGAGGAGCUCAACCUGCGGGACGUGGAUGCUCACAUGCGGGAGACGUGCGACUACAGACCGGUGGGGAUUUGCGAGAGCGGCUGCGGGCUGAUGCUCACCCAGAGAGAGCAGAGACUGAACAGCCACUGCUGCCUGAGAGCCCUGAAGGCGCACAACAGCGCGCUGCACUGCAAGAUCAUCAUCCUGGAUAGAGAGUUCAAGAAGCAGACUAUUAAAGCCAACAAGAGGGAGAAGUCACUCCUGGCGCAACUUUCCGCCGUGCACAGCGAGCUGCAGAUGACAGCGCUGAAAUAUCAGAAGAAAUUCACCGAGUACAGCGAGAGGAUCGACUCCCUCACCAAGACUGUGGCUUUCUCGUGCAAGGAAGGCGAGACUAAAAGCGUGACGGUUGUCCUUCUUCGUGAGGGUGGAUCUCUGGGUUUUAACAUCAUAGGAGGAAGGCCAUGCGCGGAUGACAAUGACAGCACUUCAAAUGAAGGGAUCUUUGUGUCUAAGAUCGUCGAGAAAGGUCCAGCAGACAAGGAGGAAGGCCUUCAAAUCCACGACAGAAUAAUAGAGUGGCCCCCUUCUGUCACGCUGAAGGAAACCACCACAGGCAAAGAUGAUGUCUUGGUACCGGCACAAACUAAGGAGGCUAAGGUCAAUGGCAAGGACCUCUCCAAGGCCACCCACGACCAGGCGGUGGAGGCAUUCCGCACUGCCAAGGAGCCCAUCAUGGUCCAGGUUCUGCGCCGGGCCCCUUACCCCAAACUGGUCGGCCCUACCGCUGACGCCCAGGUCUCAGACAUCAGCACCCAGACUGACAUCACCCUCCAGCACAUCAUGGCCCUUACCAAGCUGCCUCCCUCCUCGCCCCCCAUGACGGAGCUGGAGGAGUAUCUGCUUCCAGAGGAGCACGCUCCUGGGCAUGCGUACUUCGACCCCAAUGAUUUCCUGGAGGGCAUACAACAGGACAUUGAGCGUGAGGAGCUGGAAUAUGAGGAGGUGGAUUUGUACCGAGCCAACAUCCAAGACAAGCUGGGCCUGACGAUCUGUUACAGGACAGAUGAUGAGGAUGAGGCUGGGAUCUACAUUAGUGAGAUUGAUCCAAACAGCAUUGCUGCAAAGGAUGGCAGAAUUAGAGAAGGUGACAAAAUCAUACAGAUCAAUGGGGUUGAGAUCCAAAAUCGAGAGGACGCCGUAGCACUGCUGACCAGCGAGAGCAACCAGAAUAUCUCUCUGUUGGUGGCCAGACCAGAGAUCCAGCUGGACGAGGGCUGGAUGGAUGAUGACAGGAACGACUUCCUGGAUGACCUCCACAUGGAUAUGCUGGAGCAGCAGCACCAUCAGGCCAUGCAGUUCACUGCCAGCAUGCUGCAGCAGAAGAAGCAUGAGGAGGAUGGAGGCACCACAGACACAGCCACGCUGCUCUCCAACCACCAUGAGAAGGACAGCGGUGUCGGACGAACAGAUGAGAGCACACGAAACGACGAGAGCUCGGAGCAGGAGAACCUCUGUGACGACCAGACCACGGCCUCCAACACGCUGGGCAGCUGCAGAAAGCUGACGUACAGUCAGGACACCCUCGGCAGCACCGACCUGCCCUUCAGCAGCGAGUCGUUCAUGUCCACAGACUACGCCGACACCGACUUCCUGGGCAUCCCGGCCGACGAGUGCGAGCGCUUCAGAGAACUGCUGGAGCUGAAGUGUCAGAUGAGGAGCAGUGGAGCUCAGGGCCUGUGCUGCCAGGUCGGUGGGGCAGGAGGUCAGGACCAGGAGGGUGUGGACAAGGAGCUGGAACUGCUUAACGAGGAGUUGCGCACUAUUGAGCUGGAGUGCCUGAAUAUCGUCCGUGCUCACAAGAUGCAGCAGCUGAGGGAGCAGUGCCGUGAGUCCUGGAUGCUCCACAACAGUGGAUUCCGCAACUACAACACUAGCAUAGAUGCUCGCCGCCAUGAGCUGUCAGACAUCACAGAGCUGCCUGAGAAAUCUGACAAGGACAGCUCCAGUGCGUACAACACUGGAGAGAGCUGCCGCAGCACCCCUCUCACUCUGGAACUGUCUCCAGAUAACUCACUCCGCCGAGGCGCAGAGAACCAGGGUCCAGCUGGAACAUCUGGUUCCACCAGCUCCAACGGCCGGAUGCUGAAGCCUCUUCUGUCCCCUGUCCAGGAGGCUGGUGGCCCCAGCCGGGGCAGAGGCUCCUCCAAGGACCCAGAUGGAGCACUACAGGCAGAGAGCAAGGACAGGAAGCUGGGAGAGUCCAGUAAGAAUGGGCGUAGCUUUCCCCAUUCACCUUACAAGCAUGCUCACAUCCCUGCCCACGCCCAGCACUACCAGAGCUACAUGCAGCUGAUCCAGCAGAAGUCAGCUGUUGAGUACGCCCAGAGUCAGAUGAGUUUGGUCAGCAUGUGCCGGGACCCCAUUAGCCCCAGUGACCUGGAGCCCAAGAUGGAGUGGAAGGUGAAGAUCCGCAGCGACGGCACACGUUACAUCACAAAGCGGCCUGUCCGGGACAAGCUGCUGAGAGAACGUGCCCUUCGAAUCCACGAGGAGCGCAGCGGCAUGACCACAGACGACGACGCCAUAAGUGAGCUGAAGAUGGGCCGCUAUUGGAGCAAGGAAGAGAGGAAGCAGCAUGCAGUUCGCGCCAAGGAGCAGAGGCAGCGCCGUGAGUUCAUGAAACAGAGCCGAGCCGAUUGUCUGAAAGAUCUCUCCGGCGCGGAGGACAAAAAGGAGCCCAACAUCAUCGAACUCAGCCACAAAAAGAUGAUGAAAAAGAGGAAUAAGAAAAUAUUUGACAACUGGAUGACCAUCCAGGAACUGCUGACCCACGGUACCAAGUCACCAGAUGGCACAAGAGUUUACAACUCACUCCUGUCUGUGACCACAGUUUAAGUCCUGCUCUGAGUUCAGGUGGCAGGUCAGUGAGUGGACAGACUGUAUUGGACUGUACAUAGGACGCUACCAGCUGGGGUAGAGAUUCCUGCCUCGUUCAAUGUGGCAACAUUGUGUAAAUAGGAAAUAAGCAAAGUCUUUUCUGGACGAACAUUUAAAUGAUGGCUGGACGUGACAUGAAUCGGACAUGGCUACUGUAGGAGGAUGAUUUUGAAAACAUUUUACAAUAACCUUUUCUACUAUUGUGCUUGCUCUUUUGGAUAUUUUUGGAAACAAAAACACAAUAUUUGACUUUUUUGAAGGUUUUGAAAGUGUGUAAAGACUGAGUGCCAUACAUAAACAACCAGCAUUUACACUAUUUUACUUUAUUUUGUUCGUACUAUAUAUAUAUCUUAUCAGUAUUUUACUGUUACAUAUACUUAAUGCUUUUAUGGAAACAAUGCUAUUUUCCUGCAAGGUAGAACACGUAAUCCUUUUCAAAAGGACUUUUGUAAAUUAAGAAAAUACAAUUUUUGUAUCAAAUUCACUUUUUUAGUUUUAAUUUCUCUCGAAAGGUGCUGAUUUCCCAAAGUUAAACACUACCAGCGAUGUACCAUCUGUUACAUAAUGUAGAGAUCAUCAUAACAUGAUAUCAUUGUGUGUGUUCGUAUAUUUAGAGAAAGAUGCUUCUCACAUUGUUGAAAUUGAAAUGUUUGUGUUUGUUCAAGCACAAAUUGUAAUCGCUUUUGUAGGGUUUCAUGUAUUGAACAGAAUAACAGCGUAACAAAUCCUUAGUUAGCCACACAAUUUGAUGUCCUGUAAAAUGAGAGAAAUAAUAAAUUAUUGUUUUAUAUAUGA